AUGGACCGAUCUGUAGUAAUUGUCUGUGUAACGGUUUUAAUGUCCUACUUGUUACGUUCCAAAUGGUUUAAAAAUUUGAUCCUUAAUUAUGAAAACCUUACUCACACCUCAUCACCAAUCAAUAUCAAUACGCCCGGUUUUAAAUUAACUACUCAUGUCCCCAAACAGUUUCAAAACGGGGGUAGUUCAAACCUAGUGACAUUCAAAGAUACCAUAGCGUCGUUAUUAAGUUAUAGAUCUUACGAAUCCAAUCAUAAUGAUCGAUUGAUGAGUCGAUUACAAAGUUUAUCUCAGGAUAGAAUCAACACAUUAACUGAAAUUGGUUAUACAAGUAAGAUAGCACAAGUACAAAAUAGUAUCAGUAGUAAUGCUAUUGUUGCUGAAAAUAUUGUCAACCAUGCAAUGAAUCAGAUCGAUUUACAAAAGGGUGGAUUCCCACAGGAGAUAGACUCUCUAAGACGACAAACCAUAACGGCAACACUUCCUUCAAAAGGAAGCCAGGUGCAUCGAGUCAGUGAAGCAUUAUCUCAUCUUUGUAGAGAUUACAAUUCGGAGUUCAAUGAAAGAGAGAUUCAACCUUUACUGAAUUAUAUUACACGAAUCAUUGAUACUAUCCCACAUGAUAACUCUACGCUGAUAGUCGUACCAGGUGCAGGUGCAGGUUAUAUACCGUACACAUUAUCCGAAAAAUAUCCCAAAUGUGUUGUAGAUAGUAUCGAAUUGAGCGGAUUAAUGUAUAUGUGCCAAGACUAUACGUUGAAUAAUGAACAUUCCAUGACAUCAAUCACACUAAGACCAUUUGCACAAUAUUAUAGUGGUCAAUUGAAUAAAGAUUUACAAAAUAAAGAAAUAAAACUUGAUUUAUUACCAUCUAAGAAACCAAACAAUUUAACUCAUCUCUGGGGUGAUUUUCUUGAAUAUGAACCUCGUUCAAAUUCAUUCGAUGAAAUUAUUGUAGUUACCGCAUAUUUCAUCGAUACUUCAGCUAAUAUGUUUGAAUAUAUGGACAAAAUUCAAAAUAUGACAAAAUAUUUAAAAUCUUCCUCAGCGAAAGGAAUACAUUGGAUCAAUGUUGGUCCUUUAAAAUAUGGCACACAACCUAUUGUUCAAUUGACAGUUGAUGAAAUCUCCAAAUAUAUUGAUUUACAAGGUUGGAAACAGGAUCAAGUCGAAAUCGAAUUGAAUGGUAGUGGAUAUUUAACCAAUGCAGACUCUUUAUAUCAAGGCCACUACGGUUUAUAUAAAUUUCAUACAAUAGUUACGUAA
Molecule: messenger RNA, 1266 nt
Organism: Maudiozyma saulgeensis
Lineage: Eukaryota; Fungi; Ascomycota; Saccharomycetes; Saccharomycetales; Saccharomycetaceae
Source: the annotation of a GenBank genome assembly